AUUCUAUUGAAGUAGAUCCAAAGGGAAAGUGCUUUUCUCAGAAGAAAGGUUCACUGACUUAUGAUGUUUUCGUGGCAGCGCCGACAGUCAUUGAAACAGGCGGCAUACUCGAAACAGGUCGGUCAUUUGUAAAACCUACCCGGAAGUAAACAGGUCACACAGGCAAGGAUAGUCUGUGUCGUUAUUUACAAGCUGACUUCUUGACGUGGUAUACACAUCCCGCGCAGGUGUGGAGUGUGUAGCAGUUUCUACCUGAGGAUGACCGGUCACCGUCUCCAGCAGACAUGACAGACUGGGAACAAUAUUUUUCUGAUGCUAUUGCAAGGGCAACAUCAACAGGAGAUAAGGAAGAUUUACUACACAUACUGACUGACUGCAUCAACCCAUACGACGUGGUUACUUACUUGACGGACAACCCCAACGCCUUCCAUGAGCUCUGCAAGGUCACCUUCCUGGACGUGCUCAACUGUCUGGUAGAAUAUGGGGUGGAUGUCGACUUGGAGUGGGCUGGGUUCACCCCGCUGCAAGUGGCAGCAGCUUCAGGGGAUGUCGAAGUGGUCGCGUUCCUCCUCUCCAAGGAUGCCAAUUUGUCCAGGGACGUAUGGCAGGAGGCAUCUCCAUUCUACCUGGCGUCUCUAUAUGGACACUACAAGACAGUUGUCCAGCUCACAGAUGCCUUUCCAUCUUAUGUGAAGGACACAGAAAGCAGGAGCAGUUUGUUUUAUGCCGCUUGCAAGGGAGGUAAUCUGUCCAUUGUCCAGUUCUGGUAUCUGCCAGGUAUGGACCUCAACAACCCAGUCCAACUGAUAUCAUCUUUUGAGAACUGUGAGAAUAUGGUGCCACUUUUUGCAGCCUGUCAAGGUAACCACAUGGAUGUCGCCGAGUUCCUCAUAGAUAGUCAAGCCAUCAUCUCAGAAAAUAUCUGUCAGUGUUUUCCAAAGAUGACUGCAGAGCUCAUGAGUAGAUGUUUCAAAGAAGGGAAAGAUCAGACAUUUUCCGCUUCAAUGAGUCACCAACACCUGGGCAGGGUCCACCCACUAUGGUUUGAACCUCACCUCACACAACUGACUGAAGUGGACCUGUCAGAUAACAGACUAAAGGCCUUACCCUGUGAAAUUCCAUGGAGUAUGCCUAACAUAAGGGUGCUGAAUGUUUGUAAGAACAGACUCAAAGACUUUACUGGACCCGACUCAGAUGAUGGCAUAUGUUGGAACCUGGAAACUGUGUACCUGUCCAAUAAUGAACUGGAGGAAGUGUGUGUGGAACUGUUCUGUAUUGGCACUCUGAAAUACCUUGACUUGUCAAAGAACAGACUUGAGUACCUCAUCAAACCAACCCAUGUUCAACCAGAGCUUCAUUGGUCCAGGAAGCACAAACCAUCAUCCCCUGUAGAGUCAGAAGGACCAGAGGCAAAUUUUGGCCUCCCAUGCCUAACCCAGCUGGACAUAUCUCACAACAUGUUGAAGAAAAUUCCAGAUGAACUUCGCUUGAGCAGUGCUUUGACAAACCUCGAUGCCAGUGACAAUGAGCUGUAUGCCUUCAUCUCAGCAUGGAGCUGCCCACUGCACUACCUGAACCUAAGUGACAACUGCCUGGAGCGUUUCCCGGUCAGUGUGGAGGAGUUCUGGAGCGGAUCUCUUGUCACCCUGGACCUCCAAAACAAUAACCUUGAGGAACUUGGAGAGAGCAUUGUUAAACUUAGUGAGUUGCGGAGCUUAGAUGUGUCCAACAACAGGAUUGACCACCUGCCUGACCCGUCCGUGUGGGACUGUCGUUACCUGGAAACCCUCAACUUGGCUAACAACUACCUGGGGACUGCGUACACUCCGGAUGAAAUGAACAAGAAUGCUGUCACAUCACCAAAGACACUGAAGAACUACCUUCGGGGCUGGAGUGGCAUUGAUCAGCCAACUUCCAAACAAGUUGUGUUUCCAGAAAUCCUGUCCUUUAAUCUCAAGUACCUGAUUUUGAGAAACAAUAACCUCAUCCAGGCUCCUGUCAGUGUCAGUCAACUGCAGAACCUUAUGAAGCUGGACCUAAGCCAAAACCCAAUGAUGAAGACUCUCCCACUGGAGUUAGGUCUGUUGAAGCAGUGUCAAGAUUUGUUGUUGGCUGGAAACAAGAUCACCGAUCCGUCCAUACCACCAGAACUUCUCACUGACAAAAAGACAACAGAACUUAUUGACUAUCUGAGGCAACUCCUGAGAAAAAGUGAACCUAACAACCGACUGAAACUAGUUGUUCUUGGACCCCAGGACAAAGGGAAGACAACUCUGCUGAGCCUUCUCCAGGGUACAGCUGGACAGCAGCAUGGAGACAAGAUAAACACAACUGAGUGGAAACUGACAGCCAAGGGAGUCUACCAGAUGUUGCUGCCAUCAAGUAAACCAGACAUCAAGUUCAAUGUGUGGGAGUUACCAGGCAACCCUGACCUAACCAUCAUCCAUCAGUGCUUCCUCACCCAGAAUGCUUUGUACUUGCUGGUAUUUGACUUGCGGAAAGACUAUCAGCAUCUGCAGGAAUGGCUCUGUCAGAUUCAGGCUAAUGCACACAAAGCUACUGUCCUCUUGGUUGGUACUUUCUAUGACAAACUUGACCCUGUGACCAGAAACAUAAAAGUUACGGAUCUUGCUAAAAAAAUAUGCAGUACAUUCUCCAGGACUGCAGUAAAAGAACACUAUCCUCUUCUCAGGGAAUUCAAAAUAGUGUCCUGUGCUACCAAGGAAGGUGUGGAUGAACUCAAGAAAAUAAUCUAUGAGACAGGUGUUAAUAUGGCCCAUGCACGGCGAAGUCAUGAGUGCUUAAUUGGAAUGAAGAUUCCACAGUCCUAUCGCUUGUUAGUGGACUUGGUCAGAAAGAAGAGGAAGGAGCUGGAGAAGAUGAAGAUGCCUCCAUAUCUCACAGAAGAAGGUUUUCAGAGUCUGCUGGAUGAACUGCCUUACAAUGACAUCCUGGUGUUGGAUGACACAAGUAAUGCUUUGAAGUACCUGUUGGAGGUUGGAGCUCUGCUUCACUUCAAUGAGCAGCUGCAAGGCCUAAACUUCUUGUACUUCCUUGAUCCAGUCUGGCUGCAGGAACUCCUAGCACUAAUUGCCAUUGAUACAAAAAGAAUAUCAACAACUGCCAAGAUUCCAGUAACACAGCUGUAUCAGCGGUUCAAGGAGAAGAUGUUUCCUGAUGAUCUGUUUCUUCAAUAUGUUCAGCUGCUGAAGCGGUCAGAGAUUGUGGUUGAAACAGAUGAUGGCAAAAACUUGCUGGUUCCAUACAAACUACCCAAGGAGAAGCCAAUGAUGACAGCAGACAUCAGCCAGAGUGAUGGCUGUAAGAAGAUCUACCGCCUGUACAAGCUGACGUACAUUCCUCCCAGACUAUGGAGCAGAUUCAUUAUUCGCUUGCUGAAAGCUACUGAGAGAUUCUCUCAGACUCCUUGGUUUCUGAACACACAGAAGGCAGCAGAAACGUCCAAGAGGCUGUCCAGUGAACUAAAGCAUAGAAGCAGUAGUCGAGGUUUUGUUAUCAAGAACAAGGACAUCACCUACUGGAGAGAAGGGAUCCGGGUGGCAUCACCAGAAGCUGGCUACUUCCUGAUUGAGUCGGUCAACUACCGGAAACCACCCCCAGAAGACCUCGGAGUUGGCAUCCUCAUCACCAUUGUGGCCCCUAGCAGCCGCGGUCUGUCAGCAAUGGGUAUCAUCGUGGAUGAGUUGGAUGAUAUACUGAGGGACUAUUUCCCAGGUUUUCAAGAUUUCUUGGAUGAACUUCCCAGUGUGUUUACAGUCUGCCCACACUGUUAUGACCCAGUGAAGGAUGAUGCUGGCAUUGUGGUCAGCAUGACCCAUUUUGAUAUCCAGACAUGUGCUCUGACUACUCUCAAUCAAGGUGAAAUUAUCUGUCCUCGAGGAAAAAGAGUUCAAUUGGAGGAUCUUGUCCCUGAGAUGUUCUUGAAGGAACUACCAAAGAAAUUCUUCCUGGAUAAUUCCCUGAUGAACAUAAGUGAUAAGUCCCUGGGAACUGGUGCAGCAGGGGCUGUGUUUCGGGGCCGGUAUAAGGACACUGAUGUUGCAAUCAAGAUGUUCCACUGUUCCAUUGCUGCAAAGAGCCCACAGAGUAGUCUAGACAGUGGCUCUGCCAGCAUGUCCACACAAGGGAGCCAGGAUGCUGGCAUCUAUGGAAAUGUUGCACAGGAGAGGAGUUCAGUAGAAGAAGCAAAUAGUUUGAAGGCAUACAAGGCUUUUUCUGAGUUCCGGAAAGAAGUUGCAGUUUUGAGCAAGCUUCAACAUCCAUGCAUCGUGUCGUUUUUAGGCCUGUCCUUACAGCCUUACUUGUACAUCACUAUGGAACUUGCUCAGCUUGGCUCCCUCAGAAAUGUCCUUGACAUGGAGGUAGCAAAGCUACACUUCAACAAGUUCCAAGACAAAAACAAAACAUACUCUUCAAUUUUUAGUAAGGAUAUCACAUACAAGAUCAUCUAUCAGGUGGCCAAAGGCCUGGAGUAUCUCCAUCAGCACAGCAUCACCUACCGGGACCUGAAAUCUGACAAUGUACUGAUCUGUUCUCUUGAUGUUGCUGACACACACAAUGUCAAACUAUCUGACUAUGGCAUCUCCAAGUUUGCCACAUCACAAGGACUCAGCGGGUUUGUGGGCACACCAGGGUACAUGGCACCGGAAAUCAUGAACAAACAAAUAUAUACUGAGAAGGUUGACAUCUUCUCCUUCUCCAUGGUCAUGUACGAAAUAUUGAGUGGACGACUUCCCUAUGACGAGUGCGUCAACCUUUCACAGAUCAUACAUGCAGUUAUCAAGGACAGGAAGAGGCCAGACAUAAAAAAUUUCAACAUUGUGUCCCAUUUCCCUUACCUGGAGUAUCUGAUGUCUGAAUGCUGGAACCAUGACGCCAGCCAGCGGCCAUCAGCAAGGGAGAUCACUGCGUUCAUGCGGCAGCAUCAGUUUGUGGGGCAGUGUGACCAUCUCACACAGGCCGGACCUGGUGCCAAGUUCAGAGAUGUCACCUGCACAGCAGUCACCUCAGAGACCCGCUCUGCUGACACAAAGACCAAACUGUGGGUAUGGGAGGCGGCAGGAGAGGAACAAGUUCGGUGCUACUCUAUCUUCAAUCUGGACACAUCCAGUUUCCAUGUAGCCCGCAAGGAGUGCCCAGGAGCUGAUGUCCGCUGCAUGAUUAAAGCUGGGAGGUCAAUGUUUGUUGGAACUGAGGCAUCUGUGAUAGAACUGUUUGGUUGUGGGAGCAUCGGUGUUCCAAAGUGUCAGGAAAAAUUCUCACUUGCUGCUAUACCAACAUCAAUGAUCUUUCACAAAAUGAGUGAUAAUGGAGAGGAGAGUAUAGGUCACGUCUUUGUGGGACUUGACAAUGGAUCUGUUGUCAUCUACUCACAUCAGCCCAACAUGAGGAAAGCCAGCAAGACAUGGAGACUAGUGAAGACUUUAACACUAUCAGUUGACCAGUCAGUAUGUAGUAUGACUUUGGUCAACCAGGGCAGAGAACUGUGGGUAGCUUGUGGACACAUGGUGGUGAUUGUUAGCACCCAGACACUUCUCAAAGAGGAAGAGAUUGACAUAAAGCAAGAGUGUAUGGCAAAUAAACUAGCAAAGCAUCCUGUUAUUCAGCAACUAGUUUCUAAUGAAAACCAGGUCUGGUGCUCUUUCAGAAAGUCCUCAAAGAUUCUUGAGUAUGAUGCGGAACUGAGACAGCUGUUGUUUUGUCUGGAUGUGAGGAACAGUGAUGUCAAGUAUAAACACUUUGCCAGUUCCACAGACAGUGAAAGUGACACAGAGUCUGAUUUGGGCUCUGAUGAUGAUGAAUUUCAUGACACUAACUUGGCAGCAAAAUCGUCCAAUUUAAGUACUUCCUGUCCAUCAGCAUCUUUGGUCGACUUGAGACCAGCUGCCCCAACGCCAGGUGCAAGUGAACUAACAAGGCCUAGCCAGAAUGUGUAUGAUGAAGUGGAUCUAGAACAGCCUGUCACAACUAAGCAUAGAUCCUUUGAGCCACAUGACUAUAUAACAUUGAUACCUGACAGCCAUGUAGUGGAUGAAGCCAGUGAUGAUGAUGACACCAACUUGUAUGAAUACAUUGAGUCACCAGGAGUAGUAACUGACAAAUCAAGGAUUCUCUCCUCUGCAACACCUAGAAAAGUGACACCAUCAAAGUCACCUAAUGUACCACCCAGGCACUCAGCAUUGCCUAACUCUGAUUUAGGUAAUAAGCCACUCAGUGAUUCAGUUCCAGUUAGGCCACCCAGGAAUAAGAAAACAACUACUUUGAUAAAAGCAGAUCCACCUCAGAGCAGUGAGACAGAUCCUCCCCCUCGUCCCCGCGGACCACGUUCGGUGUCAAUGCUAGCAGGGGAGACUUCACCUCCCCCCAGACCACCCAGACUAUCCAGAUCAUUACAGGAGACCGUGCCACCUGUGCCACCACCAAGGAAAUCUAUAUCCACUGAGCACAUCAACAACAAAGCCAGUGACAAAGGUGAGGGAUCUAAGUGUAAUAAGGAUAUGUCAGGUCACGACAACCCACCGCCAGUUCCACCACGCAGACUGACUCUGAUAGUGCCCUGUCCACCUGAUAUACCAACAAGAUCAGCAUCUAGAUCCCCACGACAAUCACACAAGCUGGACCCACAUUCAAAUGUAUCAUCUGCCAUGCCCCCAACUAUACCACCAAGAAGCCCAACUGCUAAGAAAACAGGUGCUUCUUCUCCCUGCCUUCAACAUCAUGACAUUGGGCAUGGUGAAGUUUCACCCAGUUUAUCCACUAAAUACAACACAAUACCAGCAAACUUUAAGUCCCGGAAACCACCUGUGACACUUGUAUCAUCCAUGCAGGUUGGUCAUGAUACACUAUGGGUGGGAACAAGCAAUGGCAAGAUAUUUAUUAUUGGUAUCAAUGAAAACCUACCUAAUAACCGAAGACCCAAGCUGUCAGUACUUGAGAAUGCAUCAACCCCAAGGCUGGAGGAAGGACAGAUUAAAAGAGGACCUGUAUAUAUGAUGACAACAGCAGGUAAUAUGGUUGUGUCCAGUGUUCGGGUGAAUCCCAAGCGAGAGUCUCUGCAAACUGUGCUGACUGUGUGGGAGACAAUGGGAAGAAAAAGGCUGGAUGAUAUCACCAAUUUUUGGAAAAGCAUCUCCAACGAGGAGAGGGAGUUGACACAGAAAGACAGUCUUGCUUCGUAGGUGCCUCCUGUUUCACAGAAGAUAGGCUAAGUUAUGAUACUAAUUUUUGUCCCCGCUAUUGGGUCUGCUUUUAGAUGCCAAGAACACUUUUGUAGCAUUAAUGGUAAGAGAUGGGUUCAUAACUUGAUAUGUUUCAGGGCAGUAGUGAACGAUGUUGCCCAUAUUUAGUUUGUACACAUCUUUCAUAAGGGUAGGAUGUAUUGGAUAUGGAGCGAAGUCAGUAUUAAUAUCAAUAUCAUGGCAAAUUGUCACUCACCAACCAGCAUUGAGACCUGUGUUAAAGUUUUACAGAUAUGUGAGUAUUAUCAGGUUUUGUCAUAAUCCUCUUGUUUACCUAUCAUUAACUGUACUUGAUGUGUCCCUGCCCAUACCAAGUUUAUAGUUUAUAGUAGUUCUCAUGAUGAUAUGGUUGCCUUGAUAGCCAUGAUCAGUGUGUACAAUUCAGUCAUAUACAUGUAGAUACAGUGGAAGCCCUCUAAACCGGCAUUCGUUAGGACCGGCGAAAAGUGCCGGUAUAGAUGGCGUGCUGGUUUAGAGAACUUUUCUGUGUGCCGUAAAACUUGUUGACAUUUAAUUCUGAAGCAAACUGAAUAGAUUUCUCUUUCAAAAUAGGGCCAGAAAUGGGCAUGUGUUUACAGCGGGCAAUCAAAAAACAAUCAUGCGUCAGUGUGUUAAUUUUGUCAAAUUUACUGUUUUCAUUCACACGUUGUUGUUUUUUUUAUUGAUGUUUUGUUUGAAUUUAGUUUCAUACACUUGACGCUUUUUCAAAAUGUCUGAAACUGUUUGCCUGCCAAUUUGGUUCUUAAGUGCAAGAUCUUUUUGAGUAGGCUGAGGAAUUGCAUCAAAAUCUUUUAUCAGUGAGCGACUGAUAAAUUGUGACCCGACAAUUAAUUUAUAAUACAAGUGACACGUGUCACUCACCAAUUUACCUCGCCUACUUAGGCUUUUAUAGUCCUUAUCCAUACUCCUUUUAUCAGGCAACAUCAAUGAGCUUAAUGCUGAUGGUAAUCCACUGUGUUGUCAAUACAUGUUCAGCCAAUCAGCCAAUCAACAGGAGAGCCGAGAUACUGGAUGCCGAUUUAGAGAGCAUUAAUUGCUGUCCAAACAGUCAAUUGGGCGGUCUUUAUUGUGCCGAAAUACGGAAUAGACUGAAGCCGGACUAGAGGGCGUGUAAAUUAUCAUAAAUGAACUAGCUUCCUCCAGGACCAAAUUCUCGUGCUGAUAUUGAGUGCAUGCCAGAUUGGAGGGCUGCCGGUUUAGAGGGCUUCCACUGUUUAUGUUGUAGUUCAGUUACAGUACAGGGUCCCGAUCCACAAAGCAUUCUUAACAUUGCAACCUGUUGUAACUCUAUUAUUUUUCGUAGGCUUAUGAAUGUCAUAGCACUGCAAACGUGUUGUGUAUCGGGACCCUUGUACAUACAUUUUCUUUCAUAUGAAAGCAUGUCACAGAGACAAACCAAGAAUGCCAGACUUAGUUAAUACUGCUGAAACAUGCAAUGUACUGGUAACAUGUAAACCCUUCACAUGUCACAAUAGUGACAGGUAGCAUUUUCAAGUCAUUGCAAGCCUUACAUCACACAAGAAGUGGUUUUUCUGAUGUACCAUUGCUAAAUCUAUUUUGUCAUCACGGAGAAUUCCGCUGCAUAUGCAUUAUAAUUUCUUGGAUAUCUUUUCCCAUAUAUGCUGCUCUUGUCCUGUUGUGACAGCUUGGCAGGCAUUGCUUUGUGAUGAGCCAGAUAUGAUGGCGCCACAGAUGAGGUUGUCAUCAGAACUGGGACAGUUGUUAUUGUUUGGAUCAGUUGUAUGUUAUGAUCUCCAUGAUGGUUACAUUUUCUUACAUUUAUCAUUUAUAAUGUGAAAUAUAUUGGAAGAAUCCCUCCCCAGUACCAAAGUUAAUAAUCUAUCCUCGGGCGAUUAUUGUCAUGUCAGCAGGUUCUGUUUCCUGUGAUGCUGUUGGGUUAGUUGAGGACGUAUAGUACCUGGACCCUAGCUACUCUAAGGUGACAUUGUUCUGGUGUGUCUGGAAUAUAUCAUCAAUAUUAUAACAAACAACACAAAACAUUACUUUAUAUAUUUUAUUGAGUCAAACCAAGUUUGUAGCAUAAUGAGGGACAUGAUUUUUCUGUGUGUUAAUCGCACAACCCCAUGGGUUCUGUUUCAGCACUUGUGUUGAUCUAUAUAUUUCUCAAAUGAUUUUACCAUUCCAUAUAUAUCUAUGCAUGUAGCCAUAUACAUGUUGAAAUAUAAUGAGGGUAUUUUGUGUAUUAACAGAAGUACAAAGUUUGUUUUCCAUAUUUUGGUAGCCAUGUUUGAUCUUUGUACUUACAUUCCUGUUUUAACUCUAGUGAUACUGAUUAUAUGGACAUUAAUAUGUCUGUGAUAUGUAACGGCAUGAUGACAGGGUUCCUGGUUUUAGACAAAGUCUUGAGGAUGGAGUGCAGGGAAAAUGUUGCCAUGUUAUGAGUAUAUGUAAUUUUGUAAAAUUGUCAUGAUGUGAGUGAUGCUUUACUUGAUGUAGACAAUUAUGUUCCAACCCAGUGUUAUAAUAUAUGCUAUGGGACAGACUCUGUCAAGGGGAAGGUGAUUGACAAGUAUGGGAGGGGAGGUCUGUAUGUGAGAGACUAGGACAGACCCUGUCUAGGGGAAGGUGAUUGAGAGGUAUGGGAGGGGAGGUCUGUAUGCGAGAGACUAGGACAGACUCUGUGUUGGGGAAGGUGCUUGAGAGGUAUGGGAGGGGAGGUCUGUAUGCAAGAGACUAGGACAGACCCUGUCAUGGGGAAGGUGAUUGAGAGGUAUGGCAGGGGAGGUCUGUAUGUGAGAGACUAGGACAGACCCUAUCAUGGGGAAGGUGAUUGAGAGGUAUGGCAGGGGAGGUCUGUAUGUGAGAGACUAGGACAGACCCUGUC
Messenger RNA from Haliotis rubra (blacklip abalone), 10104 nucleotides. Its product is annotated as leucine-rich repeat serine/threonine-protein kinase 1-like. Gene Ontology annotation, biological process: protein phosphorylation. Gene Ontology annotation, molecular function: protein binding; ATP binding; protein kinase activity. The transcript is spliced from 29 exons. Bases 285 to 7199 code for a protein of 2304 amino acids. Lineage: Eukaryota; Metazoa; Mollusca; Gastropoda; Lepetellida; Haliotidae. The record is from RefSeq and is a predicted model, not a curated record.